Messenger RNA from Cucurbita maxima (winter squash), 2352 nucleotides. RefSeq names its product pentatricopeptide repeat-containing protein At1g05600. Bases 303 to 1817 code for a protein of 504 amino acids. The transcript has 3 exons. Gene Ontology annotation, molecular function: protein binding. The record is from RefSeq and is a predicted model, not a curated record. Lineage: Eukaryota; Viridiplantae; Streptophyta; Magnoliopsida; Cucurbitales; Cucurbitaceae.
GGUAAACCCUAUACUGCAAUCCACACGUCAACCCAUCUUUCUUCGUUCUUUAUUUCUCUUUUCCUCUCUUGUAUUCUUCUCUGUGUUGCCGUCGCCGACCACCGGCACGCCCCCGCCACCACUCUUUCUUUUCCGUCUCUAUAAAAAAGAGGAGGCUAUGUUCUUAGCCAAGUUCGAUCGAAUAACAUUUUUUUUCAGGCGCAAGAGUUGAUUUUGAGGUGAAGACAGAAAAUCCCACUAAACUGUUCGGUAAGAUUUUGGGCACUUGGUUCAAACUUUAGCAUGUUCUUGAUUAAGUAGCUAUGACUGUUAGGUGGCCAAGGCUUUUAACGCCCACACACCUGUCUCAGAUUAUUAGGAAACAGAACAAUCCUUUCACAGCUUACCAACUGUUCAAUGAAGCCAAAUGUAGGUAUCCAAAUUAUCAGCACAAUGGUCCGGUGUACGCCGCAAUGAUCAAUAUACUUGGAAACUCGGGCAGAAUUUCCGAGAUGAGGGAAGUGAUAGAUCAGAUGAAAGUUGACUCUUGUCAGUGCAAGGAUUCUAUAUUUUCAUUUGCAAUUAAAACGUAUGCUAGUCAUGGAUUAUUGGAAGAAGGUAUAUCUCUGUUUAAAAGCCUUGGGGGAUUUAACUGUACCGAUAGAACACAAACUUUCAAUACCCUUUUGGAAAUACUCUUGAAUGAAUCUCAGCUCGAUGCUGCUUGUCAGCUUUUUCAGCAGAGUUCAUUUGGUUGGGAAGUGAAAUCCAGGACUCAGUCAUUGAAUUUGCUAAUGCAAUCUCUUUGUCAAAGAGGCCAAUCUGAACUUGCUUUACAUGUCUUUAAAGAAAUGGAUUACCAAAGUUGCUAUCCUAAUAGGCUGAGUUAUUUGAUUCUAAUGAAAGGACUGUGUCAAGAUGGUAAGCUUCAUGAGGCCAUCCAUUUAUUGUAUUCCAUGUUCUGGAGGAUUUCUCGAAAGGGUAGCGGAGGGGACAUAGUAAUUUACAGAACCCUUCUGUUUGCUUUGUGUGAUAAUGGAGAGAUUGAGCAAGCUGUGGAAAUACUAGGCAAGAUCUUGAAGAAAGGACUGAAAUCCCCUAAGCGAGCUCAUUACUUGAUUGACCUCAACUACUGCAGGAUUAGCAAGCUCACCGUCACGGAAAUCAAGUGUUUAAUCAAUGAAGCUUUAAUCAAAGGUGGAAUUCCCAGUUCAGAUAGUUACUGUGCCAUGGCUAUCGAUCUAUAUAACGAAAACGAGACUGAUCAGGGAGAUAAAGUUGUUAGCCACAUGCUAGCUAAAGGCUUUUGGCCACCAUCCUCAGUCUAUGAGGCGAAAGCAGCUGCAUUAUGCAAAGAAGGAAAAGUUGAUGAUGCAGUGAAGGUAAUUGAAGAGGAAACGGUGAAGGGAAGUUGUGUUCCAACCGUUGCGUUGUAUAACAUCGUUCUGAACGGUCUUUGUAGGGCAGGCAAGUCAACAGUGGCUAUGGAGUUCUUGAAGAAAAUGGCAAAGCAGGUCGGUCUUGUUGCAGACAAGGAAACUUAUAGCACUUUAGUACAUGGUCUUUGUCGUGAAAAUAGAUACACUGAAGCAUGCAAGUUGUUGGAGGAAAUGGUUAUCAAAUCACAUUGGCCUUGUUCUAACACAUUCAAUACACUUAUCAGAGGUCUUUGCUCGGUUGGAAAACCAUAUAAAGCAGUGAUGUGCUUGGAAGAAAUGAUUAGCCAAGGCCAAUUGCCUGAACUUUCUGUCUGGAAUGCUUUGGUUUCAUCUUUGUGUUUCAACGUGGCUGGCACCUUUAUGUGGUCUAAGGUCUUACAACAGAUAAAAAGUUGUUGAUGUACUGUGCCAGAGUAUGUACAGCCUGUGGUGUUUUCGCCAGACGAUCUUUGUGAGUAGUUUUAUCCUCCCCAUUGGCUAUAUGGGUAGGUUGCCCCUCGCUGCUGCAUUCUGUUAGACUAUGGAUUACAAGAACAAAUGUAGUUGAGUGAGACAGCAGGCGGAUUACUUGUUCCACUGUACCGAGAUGUGAGGUGCAUGUGGUGAUGAUCAUCCUGGGUAUGCGCGGGAGCCCUUGAUAGGCACUCUAGGACUUGCCAACGCUCAUGAAAAUCCGAGUCAAUCCUCCAUUCAUUCAACUAGAGGUGUGUAUAACGAGGCCACCUUUACAACCUUCUCCCUCAUGUCCCUAUGUUGUAGUAAGGUAGGGCGCUUGGGUAGUUCAACUACCCCUUAGCUCGGUGCCCAUGAUGGGAUCGUUAACAAUUUAAUAGAGUGAUGGCUUUGAAAAUAGGUAGAUUCAUCAGUUGAUGUGAGCAUGUAUUGAAGCUAUACUUUAAAAUUUGUAGCUAGAGCUUGAAGUGCAUUAUUUGAA